ACAUAUAAGACUGUAUUCUAAAAUUUUUCCCUUGGUCACACAUAGGCCACAACUGUGUAACCUGGACUACAAAAGACUUGGAAAACAAAGGCAAGCACAGGAUUUUGAAAUCGUAACGUACACCAGUUGGCUUGUUCAAAAUUAAUAUAAAACUACGUUUUUUUUAGUAGUUUUUUUUUUCAAAUAAAAAAAACGUUUUUAUAUUUGUCAUAGUCAUCACCUUAGCCUUAUCAAUUAUUAAAGCAAUCCACUCUUGUACAUACAUAUUUAUAUUUGCAGCAUCUCAGGAUCUGAAAUCCCGGGAAACGAUAACGUUUGAUUCUUUCCAAGGCAAAAAUGGAUGAGCUCAAGCUAAAACCAGCAAACUCGUCUCCUCUCACCCCAUUAACUUUCUUGGAAAGGGCAGCAAUUGUCUAUGGUGAUUGCCCCUCUAUCAUCUACAACAACACCUCUUACACCUGGUCGCACACCCACCGUCGAUGUCUCCAGCUCGCUUCCUCUCUUUCAUCCAACGGCUUCACCCGCGGCCACGUCGUUUCCGUUAUUGCUCCCAAUACUCCCGCCAUGUACGAGCUUCAGUUCGCCGUUCCCAUGUCCGGUGCUGUCCUCAACAACAUCAACAGUCGCCUGGACGCGCGUACCAUCUCCAUACUCCUGCGUCACAGCGAAUCAAAGCUCGUCUUCGUUGAUUGCUUGUCACGUGCUGUUAUCCUUGAAGCUAUCUCUUUGUUUCCACCUAACUCUCCACGCCCUGCCCUCGUCCUCAUCACCGAUGAUGAUCAGGCACCAGAGUUAUCAUCACCAUCAUCACUGACCGAUGAUUUUUGUUGUACGUACGAAAGCAUGGUGGAGAAGGGUGACCCGGCGUUCAACUGGGUUCAGCCUCAAAGCGAGUGGGAUCCGAUGGUUUUGAACUAUACAUCAGGUACUACCUCAUCUCCUAAAGGUGUGGUACACUGCCACAGGGGGGUUUUCAUCGUAACCGUUGAAUCCCUGAUUGAUUGGAGUGUUCCAAGACAGCCUGUUUAUUUGUGGACCCUUCCAAUAUUCCACGCCAAUGGAUGGAGCUUCCCGUGGGGCAUAGCUGCGGUUGGUGGGACCAACAUCUGUCUUCGUAAAUUCGAUGGCCCUACUAUCUUCGGCAUGAUCAAGAGACACGGUGUCACUCACAUGUGUGGAGCACCUGUGGUGCUAAACAUGCUAACUAACUCUCCCAAUAAUGAACCACUCAGGAACCCAGUCCAGAUUCUGACCGCUGGAGCUCCACCGCCAGCCACCGUGCUAUUCCGAACAGAGUCGCUGGGUUUCUUGGUGAGUCAUGGAUACGGGUUAACUGAAACGGGAGGACUCGUGGUGUCGUGUGCUUGGAAACCGAAGUGGAACCAGUUGCCAGCAAGCGAGAGAGCUAGACUAAAGGCAAGACAAGGAGUGAAGAUUGCUGGGUUCACAGAGAUAGACGUGGUGGAUCCGAAGACAGGAGCCAGCGUGAAGAGAGAUGGGUUAUCAAUCGGCGAAAUAGUUCUGAGAGGUGGGUGUGUGAUGUUGGGUUAUCUCAAGGACCCAGAAAGCACGUCAAAAUGUUUGAAAGAUGAUGGUUGGUUCUAUACCGGAGACGUGGGGGUUAUGCACCCAGAUGGGUAUUUAGAGAUUAAAGAUCGAUCCAAAGAUGUGAUCAUUAGCGGUGGAGAGAACAUAAGUAGUGUGGAGGUUGAGUCUGUGUUGUACACCAAUCCGGCCGUGAAUGAGGCAGCUGUGGUGGCUCGACCAGAUGAGUACUGGGGGGAGACACCGUGUGCAUUUGUGAGUUUGAAAGAAGGGUUGAAUCAGAAACCAAGCGAGAAGGAUAUAAUUGAUUUUUGUAGGGAAAAAAUGCCGCAUUAUAUGGUGCCAAAAACUAUUGUGUUUAAAGAUGAAUUGCCUAAGACUUCAACUGGGAAGAUAAAGAAGUUUAUGCUGAGAGAAAUUGCCAAAUCCAUGGGGUCUUCAAGAGUGAGUCGAAUGUAGAGUUGAAUCGGCCGAGUUUGAGGCAGGGAUUUGAAUUUAUGUGGCAAUUGUGGUCUUGUCUUAUUUGUUCACAUUUUCAAACCAAUUGCUAUCUGUUGGUUGCGUACGUAAUUUGGCAUGCCAGAAUUACUCUUAUGUUCUAAUGCAGAGAUCCAGUAGUUGUAGUUGAUGUGAUGAUAAGCUACUACCAAGUACCAAUUAUCAUCAAUUGAUAAUUGUGCUUGUGAUA
Molecule: messenger RNA, 2233 nt
Organism: Hevea brasiliensis (rubber tree)
Lineage: Eukaryota; Viridiplantae; Streptophyta; Magnoliopsida; Malpighiales; Euphorbiaceae
Product: 2-methylpropanoate--CoA ligase CCL4
Exons: 1
Coding region: 337-2004 (555 amino acids)
Source: RefSeq, a predicted model, not a curated record